AUGGACAAUCUUUUGGCACAGAGUCUUGAUGGAGACGCAUUAUCAGUGAUUGAGAAUCCAGUGGCUGUCAGGCAUCCUCUUCCAUCGGAGAAAACAGCGGGAGACGCAGCAACCAAGGGAGUGCAGGGCUGGUUUAAAGGGAUUCAUACGACAACUCACGCUCACAGGCUGCUGAGGCUGCUGGCAGCUGUGUGUGCAGUUGGACUCCUGGGAGGCUUGGCUGUAGGUGUCUGGUUUCUAGUGAAAUUCCUGCUGAGGCCCUCUUACUCACAAAGUCCAGUGGGACUCGGUGACACAAAAGAGACGCCUUUCUGCAAUGUGACAGAAGAUAUUUCCAUCUCAGACCCAAGAAAAGUGUUUUACAGAAUCAGCCCGGAGAAUUCCCUCCUGGAGAUCCAGCUGGGGAAGCUGCCCACCUGGCUGCCUGUUUGCUAUGAGAGGUGGAACUCCUCACUGGGGACCCUGGUCUGCAGACAGCUGGGUUAUCUGAGACUGACCAAGCAUAAAGGAGUGAAUCUCACUGAUAUCGGGCCAAACUACACUAAUGGCUUUAUACAAAUUACCUCAGAACACAAGAGCAAUCUGGAAAAUAUGUGGCAACUCAGGGGGAGCUGUAUCACAGGGAAGGUUAUCGCUUUGCAGUGUUUUGAGUGUGGGACACGUGCAAAGCUGCCCAGGAUAAUCGGGGGAGUGGAGGCCACGCUGGGCAGGUGGCCAUGGCAGGUCAGCCUGUACUACAGCAACCGUCACACCUGCGGAGGCUCCAUCAUCACCAGUCAAUGGGUAGUCACAGCUGCCCAUUGUGUGCACAACUACAGGCUACCGCAGGUGUCCAGCUGGGUGGUCUACGCCGGUAUCGUCACACGCAGCUCAGCUAAAAUGGCCCAGCAUACAGGAUACACCGUGGAAAAGAUCAUCUAUAACAAAAACUACAACCACAGGACCCAUGACAAUGACAUCGCCCUGAUCAAACUACAGACACCACUGAAUUUCUCAGAUACAAUCAGGCCCGUGUGCCUGCCUCAAUAUGACUCUGACCUUCCAGGAGGUACACAGUGCUGGAUCUCAGGAUGGGGAUACACACAGCCUGAGGGUGUUCAUUCACCUGACACCCUGAAAGAAGCUCCUGUUCCCAUAAUAAGCACUAAGAAAUGUAACAGCUCCUGCAUGUACAAUGGAGAGAUCACACCCCGCAUGCUUUGUGCAGGAUACACAGAGGGAAAAGUAGAUGCAUGUCAGGGGGACAGUGGGGGUCCUCUGGUCUGCCAGGAUGAAAAUGUGUGGAGGUUGGUAGGGGUCGUGAGCUGGGGGACUGGCUGUGCAGAGCCAAACCAUCCUGGAGUUUACACCAAAGUGACCGAAUUCUUAGGAUGGAUCUACGACAUGAUUGAGGUAGACAGACCUUAA
This is a messenger RNA of Cheilinus undulatus (humphead wrasse), 1407 nucleotides long. It is a transcript of the gene tmprss5, whose product is annotated as transmembrane serine protease 5. Gene Ontology annotation, molecular function: serine-type endopeptidase activity. The transcript is spliced from 12 exons. The record is from RefSeq and is a predicted model, not a curated record. Gene Ontology annotation, biological process: proteolysis. Bases 1 to 1407 code for a protein of 468 amino acids. Gene Ontology annotation, cellular component: membrane. Lineage: Eukaryota; Metazoa; Chordata; Actinopteri; Labriformes; Labridae.